AUGUCAAAACCCACUACCUUUCAAGAUGCGGUCGAAUUGGUCACCCUUGCUGAAAAAGACAAUUAUGUCCCUGAUACAUCUAAGAAGAGAAGGAUCAACCAAGCUAGCCCGGGAAAAUUCAAUAGAAUUCAAGUCUUGGGGGGGGAAAGUGGGGCAAUAACUGCAUGCGCCACAUGUGGAAGGAACCAUUCAGGUGAAUGCAGAUAUGGCAAGGGAGUUUGCUUUACUUGUGAAAAACCUGGGCACAUGUCAAAAGAAUGCAAGGCUAGACCAAUCUGCUACUCGUGUGGUGAUCCCGAACAUCGCCAAAGGGAAUGCCCCAAGAAGAACACAGAGCCACAAAGGUUGCUCGGAGGAUCAAGCGAAAAGAAGCCUGAGGCGCCAAAAGUGAAGGGUCGAGUCUUUCAGAUGACUGUAAAAGAAGCAAAGGGCACCCCCGAUGUAGUGACAGGUACAUUUCUAGUCAACAAAAUACCUGCAAGAGUGUUAUUUGAUUCGGGUGCAAAUAAAUCUUUCGUCUCCACUAAGUUUUGCAUACGAUUGGGAAGGUCACCUAUAUUACUUAGUCAAAACUUAGAGGUCGAAACUGCUAAUGGUGACAUCACCAUGGUGCGAGAGUGUUUUGAUAACUGCAUAAUAGAAAUUGAGGGUCAAGACUUUGAGGUCCACUUAUUACCUAUGGGCAUUAGAGAAUUCGAUGUUGUCAUAGGAAUGGACUGGUUUUCUAAACAUCAGGCUCACAUUAUUUUCUUCAAGAAACUAAUUCGAGUGAGAAAUAAAGAUGGGAAUGAGAUCACUGUGUACGGUAGUCGGCCUGGCAAUCACGUUAACCUCAUAUCUGUGAUCAAAGCUAGAAGAUGUAUUCGUAAAGGAUGCGAGACGUACUUAGCAUAUGUUAUAAAUGCUAAAAUGGAAAAGGGAUCUAUAGAGGAGGUCCCAGUGGUUUGGGAAUUCCCUUAUGUGUUUCCUGAUGACCUACCUGGGGUACCUCCUGAAAGACAAGUCGAGUUUAGGAUUGAAUUAACACCCGGAGCCACACCGAUUGCUAAGUCACCUUACCGACUAGCACCAUCGGAAAUGCAAGAACUGAUGAACCAAAUCCAAGAAUUGUUGGAUAAAGGGUUCAUCCGACCGAGUUCGUCCCCAUAG
Molecule: messenger RNA, 1149 nt
Organism: Cynara cardunculus var. scolymus (artichoke)
Lineage: Eukaryota; Viridiplantae; Streptophyta; Magnoliopsida; Asterales; Asteraceae
Exons: 1
Coding region: 1-1149 (382 amino acids)
Biological process (GO): proteolysis
Molecular function (GO): nucleic acid binding; zinc ion binding; aspartic-type endopeptidase activity
Source: RefSeq, a predicted model, not a curated record